AUGAAAAUGAACAAACUGAAGACCUUCAGCAAUUUAUGCAAGAAGAAAAAAGUCCAGAUGAGUGGCAGAUCCGUGAUUCUUCAAGGUGACAGAGCAUUGUUUGGUCGCAUCAUUGUGAUGGCACAGGGACGAAAUCUGCAAAUGGCUGAUGAGCAGUCAAGUGCUAUUACAUUACUGCAGAACACAGGAGGGCAUUUCUUGGUACAUGAAGAUGGAUCAAAUGUUCCACAUGCUGACCUGCACAAGACGCGUGUGAGGAAAGAUGAGGAUGCUGUUUCGACAAUAGUACAUCUGGUGAAGAGCUGGGUAAAUCCAUUUGAAGAAGCCCACGAACUUAUCAAGAACCUUCCCGGCGACGAUGGCGAGUUCUACCAGUUUGUUUACGUUAGCGACGUGGGCGUGGUGCGCGGUGCCAGCAUGCCGUUCCAGUUCCGCGACACGGACGGCGGGGACUUUGUCGCGCUGGAAGAGGAUGACAUCAUGAUCGUGCAACCACGUGCCGCCAUCACAGAGGGCAAGCUGAAGGUCGCAUUCGGGGAGACGGCGCAGCUGAGAGCCGUAAAGGAGGUUCUAGAGGAGGAGGUGAACGACCUGCAAGAGAAGCUGCGAACUGCCAUCCAGCAGGUGGCAGCACUGAGACAUGAGAUGUCGUCUCAGCAGGAGGCCUCGCAGGCGACGGAGACUGAGCUGCGGGGAAAGCUGAAGCAACUAGAGAAGAUAGGUGAAACAAACGAGGUGGCCAUCACACAGGCCAAGAAGGACACAGAAAAACUGCGAACUGCUGUCCAGCAGGUGGCAGCACUGAGGCAGGAGAUGUUGUCUCAGCAGGAUGCCUCAAAGGCGACAGAGGCUGAGCUGCGGACAACGGUUAAGCAGCUGAAGGAGGAGGGGGAGACGAAGAAAGGAGCCAUCGCGCAGGCGAAGAAGGACACGGAGAAGCUGCUGGCGCGCGUCCAGGAACUCGAGGAGAAGCUGAAGAACAGCGAAGACAAGAACGAGGCCCUCGAGGCCUGCAAACGGCAGCUGACCGACGACGUCAGGGCUUACGAAGAACUCAAGGCCAGCAUGUCAGCAUCGCUGGAGGUGGCGGCCACGGAAAUGGAUAAACAGAGCAGGGAGGCAGAGACGGCGAAAGAGAGAGCUUCGCAGCUCGAGAAGCUGCUGAAACAGGAGGAGAUGGCGAACAAGGAGGUGGCGAAGGCGAGCAGUGAGCUUGCUGAUGAGAACUCGCGGCUGCGCGGUGAGCUGGAGAGCCUCAGACAGCAGAAGGAGCUCGAGUCCGCGGGCACGGCGUUCGCGUUCAGUCAGACGCUGGCCGGCCUGCAGGAGUGCUGCAACAACUACCGGGACAAGCUGACAAAGGCCGAAAACAAGCUCACUAAGAACACGAAACUUGCGACGGCGAAGGCAGAUCUCAUGAGAGAGACCGAGGACAUGCGGGAGAGGUUGGUGAUGGCGAGGCAAGAGUACAUCAUCAAAUACAAGGAAUGUGAAAAGUUGAAGAUUAAGCUCGGCCGGCUUCAGCGCUGGCGGCUCGCCUCCUCCCGUCAACGACCGCCGGCGCCACCGUACUACAACGACCUCGUUCUCGAGGCGAAGCGAACGGACCGACGAGCGGCCUUCGCGCUGUCGUCGUGGGCCGGAGUGAGGGGAGGUGGCAGAAGCCGCAGCAUCAACGGCGGAGGAGGAGGGCGGAGAGGAGACGUGCGAGUACUGACGCAGAGAAGCGAUGAGCUGAGAGGAUCCGUGCAGAUGCGG
Molecule: messenger RNA, 1758 nt
Organism: Priapulus caudatus
Lineage: Eukaryota; Metazoa; Priapulida; Priapulimorpha; Priapulimorphida; Priapulidae
Product: tax1-binding protein 1 homolog
Exons: 12
Source: RefSeq, a predicted model, not a curated record